GUCAAUUCCUAGCAACGGUUAUUCAAGCGAUUCAAAACAUUGUAAAAACUGUUUUUACUUCGUACUUUGUAGCUUAUUCGAAAAAAUGUCUGAAAGUAAUUACGACCCGAGUUCGUCCUCCGAUGACCCCUGUUUGCUAAGUACGUUAAAAGGGCACCAGCAGUCGAUAACAGACAUCGCUUUUCGACCUGAAAAGAAUCAAGUUGCUACUAGUAGCAAAGACAAAACUGUAAUGUUAUGGAAUUUGGACACAAACACACGUAGCUUCAACUUCAGUGGCCAUUCAGACAGUGUGACUGGCGUAGAUUUUUCGUGCGAUGGGAGCAUAAUGGCAACCUGCUCCAAAGACCAACAUGUGAGAUUAUGGACACCGACCAUCAAAGGCAACUCGAAUAGCUUCAAGGCACACUUAACCACCGUCAAUAGCGUCAAUUUUGCACCGGAUAGUAGCAGCUUGAUAACCGCUGCCAAUGACAAGAAUAUAAAAGCAUGGUGUACAGCUACUCGACAGUUUCUCUGCAGUUACACUGGUCAUAAUAACUGGGUAAAAUGUGCGAAAUACUCGACUGAAGGCACUUUUAUAGCAUCUUGUGCUGAUGACCACUCUGUCAAGAUCUGGGAUCCAAGCAGUUGCAAGUGUGAGCAGACCCUUACUAGUAAAUACAAUCCAGUACAUAUCGCGGUACAUAAAAAUGGAACGAUAGUGGCAGCAGCGACUGAAUCAGGUCGAGUGAAUAUUUACGAUAUUCGAAAUGGCAAAUUACAGCAGAGAUACAUCAUACAUGAAGGGAAUGCAAAUUAUGUGUCCUGGCAUCCUGACGCGAACUAUCUGUUAAGUUGUGGAGAUGAUGGAAAAAUCAGUAUUAUUGAUGUCGUCGAGGGAAGGCCAUUAUAUACUUUGAUCGGACAUGAGGGGCCAGUGACUGCGUGCAAAUUUAGUUUGGAUGGUUCACAUUUCGUUUCGGUUGGUGCAGAUCACUGUGUUAUGAUUUGGAAAACUAAUUUUAUUUAA
Acanthoscelides obtectus is the source of this 1012-nucleotide messenger RNA. The record is from the annotation of a GenBank genome assembly. Lineage: Eukaryota; Metazoa; Arthropoda; Insecta; Coleoptera; Chrysomelidae.